Messenger RNA from Dovyalis caffra, 363 nucleotides. The record is from the annotation of a GenBank genome assembly. NCBI's taxonomy places the organism in Eukaryota, Viridiplantae, Streptophyta, Magnoliopsida, Malpighiales, Salicaceae.
AUGGAGGUUCAGGUCGGAUGCUGGAUGUAUGCAAGUGAAAGGCAGUUAGCACGAUUAAGAUUAGCAUUCCUCAAAACAGUCCUUAGCCAGGACAUCGGGGUUUUCAAGAUGAAUUUAACAGGUGAAAAAGUCAUAUCUGGAGUCACUAACCACAUGAGCAUCAUACAAGAGGCAAUUGGGGAGAAGGGUGUGAGUUACAUAUUUGAGUUUGAAACUUAUGAUGAUCUGCAGGUUUGCAAAGAGUGUUCCAGAAGUGACCUCAUAAUAUAUGCUCUCUUUGACGAUGACGAUCCAGUAGAUCCUCAAACUGCUGAUCCAUCUGAACAGCGACCCCCAUUCGCUCAGGGAAAAAGUUGCGACUAG